AGCCGCGCCGCAGUGCAGUGAACACAUAGCGGGAUCCGCUCACCCAUUCACUCGUUCAUCUGAUCUUCAUUCUCUCCACCGAUCAGCGAUGGGACACCACCACACCAUAUUCGAUCGUCACAAAAUGCCCCUGGGUGAAGAUGGAAACUCCUGGAAGAAAAAGACAUCCGACAUCAAGGAGAUCUACGACUUCAAAGAUGUUCUUGGAACGGGGGCGUUCUCCGAGGUGGUCCUCGCUGAAGAAAAGAGAACCAGGAGGUUGGUGGCAAUAAAGUGUAUUCCAAAGAAGGCGCUGGAAGGAAAAGAGAACAGCAUUGAGAACGAAAUUGCCGUGCUUCACAAGAUCAAACAUGCCAACAUUGUUUCUUUGGAGGACAUCUACGAGAGUAAAUCACACCUCUACCUCGUCAUGCAGCUGGUGUCUGGUGGCGAGCUCUUCGAUAGGAUCGUGGAGAAAGGAUUUUACACUGAGAAAGAUGCCAGCAAGCUCAUCCAGCAGAUCCUGGAUGCUGUCAAGUAUCUGCACGACAUGGGCAUAGUGCACCGAGACCUGAAGCCCGAGAACCUGCUGUAUUACAGUAUGGACGAGGACUCGAAGAUCAUGAUCAGUGAUUUCGGACUGUCUAAGAUCGAGGGGUCGGGGAGUGUGAUGAGCACGGCGUGUGGCACUCCUGGAUACGUGGCUCCUGAGGUUUUGGCGCAGAAGCCCUACAGUAAGGCGGUGGACUGCUGGUCUAUCGGCGUCAUCGCGUAUAUUCUUCUGUGUGGCUACCCACCGUUUUACGACGAGAACGACGCCAAGCUAUUCGAGCAGAUUCUAAAAGCAGAAUACGAGUUUGACUCGCCGUACUGGGACGACAUUUCAGACUCAGCUAAAGACUUCAUUGUCCACUUGAUGGAACGAGACCCCAAUCUGCGCUACACAUGUGAACAGGCACUGCAGCAUCCCUGGAUUGCCGGUGACACAGCGCUGGAUAAGAACAUUCAUGAGUCUGUGAGCGCCCAGAUCAAGAAGAACUUUGCCAAGAGCAAGUGGAAGCAAGCCUUUAAUGCCACAGCGGUGGUCAGGCACAUGCGCCGACUUCAGUUGGGUACCAGUCAGGAGGGGCAGAGCCAGCUGUCACCCCACAGCCCCUGCGGCGAGCGACUCCUGCUGCCUGAGGGAACCGAGGAGGAAGAGGACGAGCAGAGCACUUCUAAGAGAGACAACGGCUGUUCUGAAAGCGCCAGUGACGGAGACUCCAUUCAGAACUGCACCUACCGCGUUCCUCCAGCCAGCCGGGUCUGAGCGCCCGCCCGUCGUCCUGCUGCCACCAAUGACUUGACUGUGCUGUGUUUUCACUGGCGCCCUGCCACACCCCCCAGUCUGGCCAGAAUUACCUGGCACUUAAGCCACCAGGAGGCGCUAAAGUGUAAAGAAUCUGGGUGGGACAUGGGGUCGGUAUGUCAUCGCAGAGGAAAGGUGAGGUGAGCCAGAGGAGAAGGUGAUUCGGUUGCAUGCCGCACGUGCAUUAUGGGUAAUUUUACGGACUGAGGUUUUUUCAUCUCCUGAAAAGUGAUUCUAGGUGUUUUGUUCUUUUGAAAUCUCUGACCUGCGCACUACAGGCGCUUUCUUAAUAUUGGGUUCUGCACACCAAACACUCAUUCGUCUUAGGAACGCUGACCAGUGGUGAAGCUGGAGCCAUUGAAGCGGAACAGUACAAACAAAUCUCAUUAACAUCACAACGCAUUCUGUUUGUACAGCCAUACUGUCACCACUUUUGACUUUACUCCGUGUCU
Trichomycterus rosablanca is the source of this 1779-nucleotide messenger RNA. It is a transcript of the gene camk1b, whose product is annotated as calcium/calmodulin-dependent protein kinase Ib. Gene Ontology annotation, molecular function: calcium/calmodulin-dependent protein kinase activity; calmodulin binding; ATP binding. The transcript has 13 exons. Gene Ontology annotation, cellular component: intracellular anatomical structure. Lineage: Eukaryota; Metazoa; Chordata; Actinopteri; Siluriformes; Trichomycteridae. Bases 89 to 1288 code for a protein of 399 amino acids. The record is from RefSeq and is a predicted model, not a curated record. Gene Ontology annotation, biological process: peptidyl-serine phosphorylation.